AGGCACACACGACUCUAUCUAUAUAGGCUUCAGAGGGAACAGAAGCAGCACCCCGACAACGUUCAGUUUAAAAAAAUCCGGCCAUAGGCAACGUUCCGUCUUGCGGAGAGUUUGCAGAAAAUAUGGAAUCGAAAGCUCAAGGAACUGAUAAUGGCAACUACUCGGGCACAGUACUUUACAAUGUGUUGUCCAAGGAAAGGGCACUCAGAUGGAGACUCGCCUGGUACUAUGCGGUGGCCUUCCUGCUCCUCUGGGUGGCACUCUUUUACGCUGUCGUGAUACCGCUCUUCCAUCGCCUACCGGAAAAAAUAACCAUUGCACAGGAGUCACUUAAACCCGGAGAAUUUGUGGUAGAGAGAGCGCAGAAUAUGCUUUACCAAUUCGAUCGCAUUGGACCCAAAGUCGUUGGCAGUGUGGCGAAUGAGGUGACAACAGUUGCCUUUCUCGUAGAUGCUGUACAUAAUAUUCGCAGUGAAAUGCGCAGCGAUCUCUACGAGCUGGAGGUGGAUGUGCAACAGCCAACAGGGUCCUUUACAAUUGGGACAAUGACCAGCAUGUAUCAUGGCAUCCACAAUGUGGUUGUCAAACUCAGCUCGAAAAGCUCCAACAGCUCGUCGUAUCUCCUGCUUAACAGUCACUUUGACUCGAAACCGAGCAGUCCAGGUUCCGGCGACGAUGGAACCAUGGUGGUGGUCAUGCUGGAGGUGCUGCGUCAAAUGGCCAUAUCGGAAACACCCUUUCAACAUCCCAUAGUCUUUCUGUUCAACGGUGCCGAGGAGAAUCCACUGCAAGCGUCUCAUGGAUUCAUCACCCAACACAAAUGGGCAGCCAACUGCAAGGCCGUUAUCAACUUGGAAGUGGCUGGCAGUGGGGGACGUGAUCUACUAUUUCAAAGCGGUCCCAACCAUCCUUGGUUAAUGCAGUAUUAUAAACAUCAUGCUAAGCAUCCGUUUGCCACUACCAUGGCUGAGGAGAUCUUUCAGUUUGGAAUGCUGCCAUCUGACACAGACUUUAGAAUUUUCCGCGAUUAUGGUCAGGUGCCUGGUCUUGAUAUUGCACAAAUUGACAACGGUUACGUCUACCACACUGUCUUUGAUAACUUUGAUGCCGUACCAGGACGUUCCGUACAGAGCACUGGUGAAAAUGUCCUGUCGCUAGUACGGGCCUUUGCCAAUGCCAGCGAGAUGUACGACACGGAGGUGCAUAGCAAAGGCCAUUCCAUCUUCUUCGAUUUUCUCGGUCUCUUUUUUGUGUCCUACUCCGAGAAAACUGGGAUAAUCCUCAACUGUGUCAUUGCCGUGAUCAGCCUGAUUCUGGUGGGAGUUUCCUUGUGGAGAAUGGCCCUCGCGUCUGAGGUGACAGCUGGUCAGAUAUCUGUUUGGUUCCUCAUCAUCCUAGGGCUCCAUGUGGUGGGGUUCGGACUCUGCCUUGGGCUGCCCCUGCUCAUGGCCGUACUGUUCGACGCCGGCGAUCGAUCUUUGACCUACUUCAGCAGCAACUGGCUGGUGAUUGGCCUCUAUGUGUGCCCGGCAGUCAUUGGCCUGGUGCUUCCACUGACCCUCUACUACACGCUCAAGCCAAACGGACAGUUAAGCCAUGCCUACCAUCUGCACAUGAGUUUACACGCUCAUUGCGUUAUCCUGGCCUUCUUUGCCAUCAUCUUGACUGCAAUAGGGCUGCGCAUACCGUACGUCUGCAUGGUAUCGAUGUUUUUCUAUGCUGCCGCCUUGCUGAUUAAUCUGCUGAAUUGCUUACAUGAUCGCGGGUACUACUGGGUAUUGAUUGUGGAAAUUUUCCAGCUGAUGCCGUUCGUAUACUUCUGCUACCUCUUCUAUACAUUUCUCGUGGUCUUCUUUCCAAUGAUGGGCCGAAACCGAGACUCAAUCAAUCCCGACGUGCUCAUAGCCUUGAUUUGCGCUCUGGGAACUUUUUUUGCUUUGGGAUUUGUGGUUCCCCUAAUAAACAUGUUUCGCUGGUCUACUCUAGUAUUACUCGGCCUUGGAGUUGUCACCUUUGUAUUCAGUAUGAUUGCUGUCACGGACAUUGGUUUUCCCUACCGCCCCAAUACCAAUGUGAUGCGGGUGAACUUCCUGCACACUCGUCGCAUUUUCUAUGAAUACGAUGGCUCCGUGAGUGUAAAUGAUUCUGGGUAUUACUUCGACUACCAGGACAGGCGAGCUCUGCGCCCUCUUAUGCAUUCAUCCGUCAAUUUGACCGGGCUAACGUCCAUAGAGCCCUACUGCGACAAGUACGUGGUGUGCGGUAUGCCCUGCUUCUGGAGCAGCUGGUGCAGAGCUCUUUCCAGCGCUGCCUGGCUGCCCCGAGACCAGGAAGUUAUUGCACCCGCCAACUUAAGGUUAGAGCUCUUGGAUAAAUCAGUUAUCGUGGGGGGAAAAACCGUGAGAUACGCAUUCGAGCUGGCCGGUCCGCCGCACAUGAGUCUGUUUAUACGACCACGGAAAGGGGUCGUUAUCGAGGACUGGUCCUUCAUUAGAAAUAUGCUGGACGAGCCGGAGAAAUACUCUGCGCCAUAUCAAAUAUACUUUUCAUACGGCCCGAGCAGUGCGCCCAUAAACUUUCACAUUGAUUUCGCAACAUCCGACGGAGAUCUCGAUGCACCGAUCUUUGAGCUAGGAGUUGUGGGUCACUUCGUUAGCUACGAUUUCCAGCGGGACGCCGAGAGUCUCAAAUUCAUGGCGGAUUUCCCAGACUUCGUUCAUGUUAUGGAGUGGCCGGCAUUAUUUAAGCGAUAUAUAUUCUGAAAUCUUGAAGAUCUUUAUAGACGUAGAUACUAGAUUAUGUAUUAUUUAUUGUGUCUUCCCCAGACGCUUGGAGUCGGGACUGAGAUAAGAAUUAUCGCGUUAAUAUAACAAAGCGUCAAGCGUCA
This is a messenger RNA of Drosophila persimilis, 2887 nucleotides long. RefSeq names its product endoplasmic reticulum metallopeptidase 1. Gene Ontology annotation, biological process: proteolysis. Gene Ontology annotation, molecular function: metalloexopeptidase activity. The record is from RefSeq and is a predicted model, not a curated record. The transcript has 12 exons. Lineage: Eukaryota; Metazoa; Arthropoda; Insecta; Diptera; Drosophilidae. Bases 123 to 2762 code for a protein of 879 amino acids.